Molecule: messenger RNA, 1527 nt
Organism: Zingiber officinale
Lineage: Eukaryota; Viridiplantae; Streptophyta; Magnoliopsida; Zingiberales; Zingiberaceae
Product: protein indeterminate-domain 12-like
Exons: 3
Coding region: 101-1399 (432 amino acids)
Cellular component (GO): nucleus
Molecular function (GO): DNA-binding transcription factor activity
Source: RefSeq, a predicted model, not a curated record
UGCAUUAUUAGAAUGCACUGAGUUUGUCUUCAGUCUGAUCCCUAAACCGAGUAAAAUAAUUAUGAUUAGGCGAUUAAUUAAACAAAGAGCUAGUUCAUAGAUGCCAUUAAUAUCCCCCUUCUUCGUCCUCCUCCAUAAAAGAAAUCCUUUCAGGGAAGCGUUGAGGGAUAUAGAGAAGCGCCUUGCCAUGUCGAACGUCACCGGAGACGGUACUGGAAGCUUCUCUUCCGGCGGCAAGUCAGCUGGAGAAGAUGGUGUCCACGAGCGAAGCCACGCCGACGUCUCUGCUGCACGGCCGCCGCCGCCGCCGGGGAAGAAGAAGAGGAACCCCCCUGGAACUCCAGACCCAAAUGCUGAGGUGAUCGCGCUGUCGCCGAAGACGCUGAUGGCGACGAACCGGUUCGUGUGCGAGAUCUGCGGGAAGGGGUUCCAGAGGGACCAGAACCUGCAGCUGCACCUGCGGGGGCACAACCUUCCGUGGAAGCUCCGGCAGCGGAGCAGCGACGAGGUGGCGAAGAAGAGGGUGUACGUGUGCCCGGAGCCGACGUGCGUGCACCACAGCCCCGGCCGGGCCCUCGGCGACCUCACCGGAAUCAAGAAGCACUUCUGCCGGAAGCACGGGGAGAGGAAGUGGAAGUGCGACAAGUGCGACAAGAAGUACGCGGUGCCAUCGGACUGGAAGGCGCACGCCAAGAUCUGCGGCACCAGGGAGUACAAGUGCGAUUGCGGCACCGUCUUCGCCAGGAGAGACAGCUUCGUCACCCACCGGGCCUUCUGCGACGCGUUGGCCAGAGAGACGAGCGACGAGCUGAUGAACCAGCCUCUCAUGGCCGCCAUGGCUUCCGACCUUCGAGCUCAGGGGCCGAUCGCCGGCUUCAAGGGCCUCCUUGCCGUUGCCGACCACCUCGUUCCCCCAUCCCGCGAUAUGGCCGCCGGCAUGCUCUCCAGCUUCAUGCCCAACAUGCCCCCCGCCCCCUCGUCCUACUGCGGGCUGGACGAGGCCCAGCUGCUGAAGCCUCCGGCAGAGUCCUCGGCCCUCAUGUCGGCUACUGCUCUGCUGCAGAAGGCGGCGCAGAUCGGCGCGACGGUGGCUGGCGGCGCCAACAGGGGCGCCAUGGCCUCGCUGCUCGGCGGGUGCCAGUUCUUCGGUCCGGCCAUGAAUGAAGUGGGUGUGAUCGCCGGCGAUGGGUCCACUCUGAAUCAUGUCGGCCGGUGCGGGAGUGGAGAUGUGAUGACGGUGGACUUCCUGGGAAUCGAGGGAGAGAGGAGGCUACACAUGCAGCGGCAGGGGUUGGAGUUCGAAGGGGCGAUGCAUCAACGGAGGAUGAUGGAGACUCUGCAUGGGCUGCAGCAGCAGCUGUCCACCGAGAUGGAGAACGCCCCUCUAUGGUAUCUUUGACUCAUCCAAGUCAGUCAACGCAGCAACAGCUUUGACUUUAGUAAAAUAAAUUCGACCGAGUUAUCAAGAAUUGUCGACAAUUUACUAAACCAAGGUAACAAACUUUAAACUUUCACAAUAUCCGAACC